This is a messenger RNA of Sander lucioperca (pikeperch), 2470 nucleotides long. RefSeq names its product 5-hydroxytryptamine (serotonin) receptor 1D, G protein-coupled (gene htr1d). Gene Ontology annotation, biological process: regulation of behavior; chemical synaptic transmission; G protein-coupled receptor signaling pathway, coupled to cyclic nucleotide second messenger. Bases 1062 to 2219 code for a protein of 385 amino acids. Gene Ontology annotation, cellular component: dendrite; plasma membrane. The transcript is spliced from 2 exons. Lineage: Eukaryota; Metazoa; Chordata; Actinopteri; Perciformes; Percidae. Gene Ontology annotation, molecular function: neurotransmitter receptor activity; G protein-coupled serotonin receptor activity. The record is from RefSeq and is a predicted model, not a curated record.
AAAUGACUUAGGCUAUGUUUAACUGUGUUUAUAUGCAGACAGACACGCACUACCUUUUAGAUGAGAUGUGAAGUUGUCCGCUGGUUUCCUCUGAAUGUAACCAGUCUGUAUUUCGCUUGUUUGUAUACUGGACGUGCGUAAUGAAGGACGCCGCUGCUGGGAUUCCAUAAUUGCUUUUGUGCUCCGAUUUUAUCAAAGGGAAAGAGGAGAGAAAUUCGCCAAAUGAAGAAAAAACAUGGAUGAACAUGAUGCAGAGGAAGCUUCAUGACAAAACCUUAGCUCUAUGGAUGCCACUCCUGAAAGAGGAGAAGCUUACACACAAGCAUUUAACCCUGGGAACCUGAAAUAAAAACUUUGCUGAUCACCACACCACAUUUCAGCAAACUUCUGUACAACUGCCAAAAGCUAUAUGGAUAUUGAACAAUUAUACACAGGAAAAAUAGAUUUUUUUCCUCAUCUGCAUUAUGUAACUGUAAAAUUCUGGUUUUACAAUAUCAUCAAAGACACGAGGCGCAGCCAAGUUUCAGUACAAACUGCAAUUUAGAAGGCUUCAUGUGGACUUGACAACAGAUAAGAGAGAGAUAACAAGCAAACCUUUUGUAUCUGUCAUCAUCAUCUUACAUACAGUUCCACACUUAGCUUUAUUGAAAAGGAGGAGCCCAUUAAAGCAGUUGAUAGAUAGGAAGGUUUGGUCUGAAGGUGUUGGUGCCGGCUGGCUGCUGGUUGGAGAUGAGAUAAGAGCGUUGGGAUGAGGGAAAAGGAGUGCCUGUCUGACAGGAGCUGAAUACAAAUUAGGAUUCUUCUCUCCUGCAGCUAACAGUGAGACAAAUUAUUAUUAGAGAGAAGAAAUGGACAAAUUAACUGGCUUCAAUUACAGGAGCAUUAGUUGUGGAUGGAAUUAGAUGUUUGCUGAGGGUUAAUAUAAAAUCACAUUGCAAUACAAGGGAUAUUGCAAUGUGAAAUGAGGAUAAAAUACUUAGCUUCUGCAUUUUGCCUGAACUGAUGUCAUGAGGUGGGUUUAAACCUUGGAGAUAAGGAGGUUUAAAAGUUGCAGAGGCGAGAUGGAGCUGGAUAAUAGUUCACUGGACUACUUUACCAGCAACUUCACAGAGAUUCCUGACACCACAACAACUCCACCCUGGAGCAAGGCCACGCUACUCGGCCUCCAGAUCUCCCUGUCUGCACUGUUAGCUGUCGUCACCCUGGCUACCGUGCUCUCAAACGCCUUCGUCAUCGCCACCAUCUUUUUAACCAGGAAGCUCCACACACCUGCCAACUUCCUGAUCGGCUCCCUGGCUGUCACAGACCUGCUGGUGUCUAUUUUAGUCAUGCCAAUCAGCAUCGUCUACACUGUCAGCAAGACCUGGUCGCUGGGGCAGAUUGUCUGUGACAUCUGGCUGUCGUCUGAUAUCACCUUCUGCACGGCCUCCAUCUUGCACCUGUGUGUAAUCGCAUUGGACCGCUACUGGGCCAUCACAGACGCCCUGGAGUACUCGAAACGCCGCACCAUGCGUCGGGCGGCGAUCAUGGUUGGGGUGGUAUGGGUGAUCUCUAUAUCGAUUUCCAUGCCUCCACUUUUCUGGCGGCAAGCCAAAGCCCACGAGGAGCUGACGGAGUGCAUGGUCAAUACAGAUCAGAUCUCUUACACCCUAUACUCCACCUUCGGCGCCUUCUACGUCCCCACAGUGCUGCUCAUCAUCCUCUAUGGACGGAUCUAUGUUGCCGCCCGCUCCCGCAUCUUUAAGACGCCGUCUUCCUCAGGGAAACGUUUCACCACAGCACAGCUCAUCCAGACCUCUGCAGGCUCCUCUCUCUGUUCUCUUAAUUCUGCCUCCUACCAGGAAGCACACCUACGCUCUGGCAAUACGGGGGGUGGGGGAGGAGGAGGGGGAGGAUCGCCUCUAUUCAUGAAUAGCGUUAAAGUGAAGCUGGCAGACAGCGUGCUCGAGAGGAAACGUCUGUGUGCGGCUCGGGAGAGGAAAGCGACCAAGACACUGGGCAUCAUCCUGGGCGCUUUCAUUGUCUGUUGGCUCCCGUUCUUUGUGGGCACGCUCGUCAUGGCCAUAUGUAAAGAGUGCUGGUUUGAUCCAGUGCUUUUUGAUAUAUUUACCUGGCUGGGAUACCUGAACUCCCUGAUCAAUCCUAUUAUCUACACCGUAUUCAACGAUGAGUUCAAACAGGCUUUCCAAAAACUCAUUAAAUUCAGACGAUGCUGCUGAAAAAAAAUUUAUUAAUUAAAAUCUGUUGGAAAACAGGGAGUGAGAAACACAAAGAGAAAACAAGAUAAUAAUGAUAAUGGAAGUACUGUACACUUAAAUGUCCCAUCUUGUAAACACAUGCUAAUUGUGAUAUGUUUUUGAUUUUUAUAUUCAACAGUGCCGUGCCAUGCUCUUUAGAUACCUACAGCAUUCAUAUAGACUUAUGCAUGCAUGCUAAAAAAAAUAGACUAAGAACUGUGGAACUCAUCCAU